Messenger RNA from Erpetoichthys calabaricus (reedfish), 4242 nucleotides. RefSeq names its product zinc finger protein 271-like. NCBI's taxonomy places the organism in Eukaryota, Metazoa, Chordata, Cladistia, Polypteriformes, Polypteridae. The transcript is spliced from 2 exons. The record is from RefSeq and is a predicted model, not a curated record. The coding region runs from base 33 to 2402 and encodes 789 amino acids.
AAAACAUCCAUUUCCAGUAGCUAACAUACAAAAUGGAGGUGAUAAUUCCAGUUAAACAGGAGCCUCUUAAGUUGGGAUAUGAAUGCAAAGAAGCAGACACAGAAGAGAAGAGCGAGGAGGAGGAAGGGAGGACUGGCCUCCAUCUCAUGAAGUUCAAGGAGAAGUCAAGUGUGAACGUUAAGAAAGAGGACUGUGAAUGGGAACCUGUGCACCUUCCUGAGGAUAAUCCUGACAUUAAGGAGGAGGAUUGUGAUUCUAAGGCAGCUGUCAUUAAAGACAUCUCAGAGCCAGCAUUUAACAGCAUUCAUCUGCAGAAAAAUGAAACUGUAAGUCUGAAAGAAGAAGACCUUAAACAGGAGUCUGAUUCCCAGUAUGUGUGCCCAGAGGUAACUGGAUCAGGCAUCACUGUGAACAGUAAUCAGUCCAUCCUUGUGAAGUCUGAAUGUUUGGAGUCUGACAUGAAGAGGACUGAGAUAGAAUUGGGUUCAUGUCCUUCAGGAGAAGAUGGAGAAGAGAGUAACAACAUUUCCUCGUCUUCAUUUCUUAAAACCCCAUGUCAGUGCAGACCUCAGCAGCCACAGCAAGAUCAGAAUAAGAAGACAGUGACAUCUGGAUCAGAGAGUGUGAUGCCAGCUGCUUUACAGAGAAGUUGCUCUUCUGAAAGCUGUAACAGUAGCACUCUUGAGAAAUGCACAAGAAUUCACACUGGAGCCAAGCUAUAUUGCUGUCCUGAAUGUGGCAAACAAUUGUCUACCCGACGCAAUCUUCACAUCCACAUGAGAGUUCACACUGGAGAGAAACCAUAUAGCUGUUCUGAAUGUGGCAGGGAAUUCUCACGAACAAGUACUCUUCAAACACACAAAAGAAUUCAUACUGGUGAGAAGCCAUAUGGCUGUUCUGACUGUGGUAAACGCUUCUCACAAAAGGCCACACUUCACAAUCACUCAAGAAUUCACACUAGAGAAAAGCCAUAUUGCUGUUCUGAUUGUGGCAAAAGAUUUGUCAGUGCUGGUGAAUUAAAGAAACACAUAGAUAGUAGUGAAAAAAGGUCAUACUCCUGCUCUGACUGUGGCAAACAAUUCCCUAGCAGUUGCAGUCUCCAGAAGCAUGCAAAAAUUCACAAAAGAGAGAGGCCAUAUUGCUGUUAUGAAUGCGGCAAACAUUUUUUCUGCAGAGGUAAUCUUAAGUUGCAUGCAAGAAUUCACACCGUACAGAAGCCAUAUUGCCAUUCUGAUAGUGGACAACAAUUCUCCAACAGUAGCACACUUAAGAAAUGCACAGGAAUUGACACUGGAGACCAGCCAUAUUCCUGUUUUGAAUGUGGCAAGCAGUUUUCCACUGGACGCAAUCUUCAUGCUCACACAAGAAUUCACACUGGAGAGAAGCCAUAUAGCUGUCCUGAAUGUGGCAAACAAUUCUCUCGAUUAAGCACUCUUCAGACCCACAAAAGAAUUCACACUGGAGAAAAGAGAUAUAGCUGUACUGAAUGUGGCAAAAGAUUCUCACAAAAGAGUACUCUUCAGAGUCACACAAGAAUUCACACUGGAGAGAAGCCAUAUUCCUGUCCUGAAUGUGGCAAACAAUUUUCACAAAUAAGCAAUCUUCGCAACCAUAAAAGAGUUCACACUGGAGAAAAGCCAUAUUGCUGUUCAGAAUGUGGCAAAACAUUCACUAGGAGUGGCAAUUUUAAAAGACACACAAGAACAUUUGGAAAGGGGUUGUAUUGCUGUUCUGACUGUGGAAAGCAAUUCUCUGCCAGUUGCAGUCUCCAAAAGCAUGCAAAAGUUCACACCGGAGACAAGCCAUAUUGCUGUUCUGAAUGUGGUAAACGAUUCUCCUGCAGUGACAAUCUUCAGAAGCACACAAGUAUUCAUGCUGUGGAGAAGCAAUGUAGCAAUUCUGAUAGUGAAAAUCAAUUGCCUAAUGGCACUGUUCAGAAAUGCAAAAGUGUUGAUACUAGGGACAAGACAUAUUCCUGUUCUGAUUGUGGCAAACAAUUGUCUACCAGACGCAAUCUUCGCAUUCACAUGAGAGUUCACACCGGAGAGAAGCCAUAUAGCUGUUCUGAUUGUGGCAAAGGCUUUUCACAAACAAGCAGUCUUCAGGCCCACAAACGAAUUCACACCGGAGAGAAGCCAUAUGGCUGUCUUGAAUGUGGCAAAGGAUUCUCACAAAAGAGCACCCUUCAGAGCCACACAAGAAUUCACACUGGAGAGAAGCCAUAUUUCUGUUCAGAAUGUGGCCAAGGAUUCUCACAAGCAAGCCACCUUCGCAACCACAGAAGAGUACAUAAUGGAGAAAAGCCAUAUUUCUGUUCUGACUGCGGCAAAAGGUUCACCAGGAGUAGCGAUUUUUGGAGACACACAAGAAUUCAUACUCGUAAAAGAACAACUUCCAAAUGACCUUUGAACUUGAUCAGUGACCUUCAUGAACAUAAAAUUUGCAACUAGUGAAAAUUUUGAUCUUGGUAAAGAAUUAUGUCAUCAAAGAAAUAAACCCAAAAGAAAAAUAAACACCUAGAGAUAAAUGAAGUACAGAAAUGAAUGAGAAGAGACUAAAGCGGAACAUCAGGAAAGAAUACAUCCAUUGAACGAAGACAAUCCUCAGGAGUUACCUUGUAAUGCACAAUAAAAUUCAGGUCAUGAACUUGAUGGCCAUUUCCAUCUUGUCAUACAGCUUUGGUAUCAUAGAUUGGACAGAAAACUACUGCACACAUACAAAUUAAUAUAUAACACUCAAUGUGUCCCUAGAUUAUACAUUGCAAGAUGUGAAUUAGACAUGGGUAUGAUUGAAAUUGACUAUGCGCAAGGUGCAUAUGUCCCUUAUGAAUUCCUAAAACUAACAUGUACAGAAAGUAUUUCAACAUGAAGUCAAAACACAAAACAACCUCAAUUAUAAAGCUUAUUCAAGCAUUAUGAAGACACAUAUACUCACAGCUUGUGCACAGUCAGCAGCAGCACAACUGACUGCAAAACUAGGAGUUCAGAAGUCUUGACCAAUAGAGAAGGGAGAUGAACUAGAAAGAUGAAAGAUCACAAAUACAGGGGAAAGUAUUCAGAGUUCCUUCUCCAAUCUUAUGUGGAUCUGCACUUAACCAAUGAAUGACUUAGCAAAGGUGAACUGAAGCCAAGACGCACACUAUGACUGCACAGGGUACUGGCCUGUGCACAACAAGGUAACAAUGGAAAAAGAUGGCAAACCAAUAAGUACAGAUUGUGUUGGUUAGAGUCGGAAACAGUAACUCAUCUUAUUGCUAAGUGGUAGGUGCUGAUGGCCAAAGGAUUAUAAUAAUUCUUUACAUUUAUAUAGCAUUCUACUCACUACUGAAGCACUUUAGUGAGUGGGGAGCCACUUCAACCUCCACUAAUAUGUACCACCCACCUAAUUGUGUGAUGGCAGCCAUUUGUGCACCAGUACAUUUAACCACACAUGAGCUAUUAGGUGGUGAAGUGUGUGAGAGAGAGAGAGAGAUGGGAUUAUUAGGGAGCCAGAAUGACUAGGCCAAGGAGGUCAAUUUAGCUUGGAUAUCGGGAUACAACCUAUUGUUUACUAAAGAUGGCCAGGGAUUCUUUAUGACCACAGAGAGCCAGGACCUUGGUUUUACAUCUCAUCCGAAGCAUGGUGCCAUGUUUACAGCACAGUGUCCCCAUCACUGCACUGGGGCAUUGGGAUCCACAUUCAGGCAACAGGGUAAGCGCCCCCUGUUGGCUUCAACAACACCUCUACCAGCACCAACCCAAGCUUUUCCUAGAUUGUCUCCCAUGCAAGUACUGGCCGGGCCUGAACAUGCUUAGCAUCAGCUUCAGCUCUUCUGUAAUGCAUCUGAUACAAAAUAACCAGAUGAUUAUUAUGUGGGACUUCGUAGAGUCCAUUAUUCUACCUUCUGUCCCUUCCUACUUGUAAUAUAAUCUCUGAAAGAUGGCAAAUAGCUACUUACAGUCAAUCUUGAGAAAAUGUCUCCUUCAGGCCAAAGGCUGAACUCUUUAGUAUGUCAAAGAAGAUGUAGUAUCCACCAGCGGAAUCCACUGACAGCAGGAACGCCCACUGGGACUCAAUCAGUGAUCUCCUUCUCGUACUUACUACCAUGCUGAAUACAACAGUGCAGACCAACUUUAUACUAUAGAUGUACUCAGCAAGCCGCUGCUGACUUGAAAAGUUAAACUUGUUGAUCAAGAGGACUAGUUUCACAUAGACAACGCAAGGACUGUGGAGCUUAAAGAGGGUGCAGAGGAAGACAAUCCA